GGCCGACCGAGCUCAGUUGAUCGCAAGACAGCAGACGAGAAACACCGUACCCGAGUUCAUAGGCACGAUACUUUAUCGUGGUAUCUGUGAUACUGCCAGUGGAACUUUAGUGUUGUGAAUUGUACUUCAAAUUUAACAGGGCAUCAUGGGCAAGGAUUACUACAAGAUUCUGGGCAUCUCCAAAGGUGCCUCAGAUGAGGAUAUUAAAAAGGCUUACAGAAAAAUGGCCCUGAAAUACCAUCCGGACAAGAAUAAGUCAGCAGAUGCCGAGGAGAAGUUCAAAGCCAUCGCAGAGGCCUACGAAGUGUUGAGUGACAAGAAGAAGAGAGAUAUUUACGACCAAUAUGGUGAAGAAGGCCUGAAGGGCGGGGUGCCAGGCAGCGGAGGGGGUGACGGAACCCACUUCACGUACACCUUCUCCGGCGACCCCAGGGCCACUUUCCAACAGUUCUUCGGCACCAAUGACCCAUUUGCUCACUUCUUCAACAUGGGUGUCGACGGCCACGGUCCCCACGUCUUCGACGACAUGGAUGUCGACGAUGAUCCCUUCAUCAGCAUGAUGGGAGGAGGCGUCGGUGGUCCUCGGAUGGGGGGUACCCGCCGCGCUUUCAGUUUCAAUCCCCACGAUACCUCCAGACCCCACGGGGGGAAGGGACGCCACCAGGACCCCGCCAUCACCAGGGACCUGUACGUGACCCUCGAAGAAGUGGCCAAGGGAGUGACCAGGAAGAUGAAGAUCACGCGGAACGUGUCCAGCAGCGACGGGAGGUCCACCAGGAGAGAGGAGAAGAUUCUCACCAUCGACAUCAAGCCCGGCUGGAAGGAAGGAACCAAGAUCACCUUCGAAAAGGAGGGCGACCAGGUGCCCGGCAAGAUCCCCGCUGACAUCAUCUUCGUUAUAAGGGACAAACCUCACCCGACGUUCAAGAGAGACGGUGCCAACUUGAUCUACUCGGCCAAAAUCCCCCUCAGGGACGCCCUCUGUGGUACCAGAGUGUCCGUCCCCACCUUGGAGGGCCAGAAGGUCACGCUCAACUUCAGCAACGAGAUCAUCAAGCCCCAGACAACGAAGAGACUCCAAGGAUACGGUCUGCCCUUCCCCAAGGACCCCACGAGAAAAGGUGAUAUCAUCGUCCACUUUGACAUUCAGUUCCCGAACACCCUGUCGGAAAGCGCCAAAGAAAUCCUCUCCGAAGUAUUGCCGUUUUAAGCGAAUCAGGAAACCGUCCGUGUACAUUUAAAUCCGCGCCCUUGACGCAGGAGAGCCCAUCUCCGUGGGCGACCCCUUGACACACGCCCAUUCCGCGGGCGGAAGUCAAAGCACCGGUGAGGUGCAGCAGCUGCUGUGAGGUGCGAUGUGGGCGUCGAAGUGAUGAUGACAUCACUGGCACUACAGACGUGCGGCCCUUGGACUGAAUGUGGAUGUGUGUGCGCGCGUGUGUGUGUGUCUGUGCGCGACUUAGAAUUGGACGAAUGUGGAUGUUGCCCAGAAAGCAUUUUCUAAGUCACUGUAUUAUAAGGAUUUGCUUCUGCUUUAAGUAACCCGCUACUUAGAAGUGUAGAGGAACUGUUUUUCCUUUUUUAUAUCGCCUCGAAGUCUGCAUUUGAGUGGAGAUAACUGUCGGCUAAAAAUAGAAUGGAGGAAUUUGGCAGCUUUUUUUAUGUUAUGGAAUGUAAGGUAGAUCUGAAUUGGGACGAGAGUUUUUAUAACGUGUAUAUAAUUAUAUAGUUAUGUAGAAUAUAUAAUUUUAUUUAUAUUUGUUCGUCGUCAUAAUGUCAAGUCCUUGUAUCAAGGGUCCAUAUUUUUGUAGUGAUAAUUCAUUAUUCAUGAAAUUAAAACUUCCGUCUUCCAUAUUGUAUGCAAAGAUUUUUUGUUUAUUUUAAGUUUUAUUAUAAUAAUUGCACAAAUAUUCUGUGUGCAACUUUCAUGACACCAAAGAAUCUUAUGUCAUUUAUGAUGUAAGUUACAAAUAAAGAAUCUAUUUUGUAUAA
Macrobrachium nipponense is the source of this 1992-nucleotide messenger RNA. Its product is annotated as dnaJ homolog subfamily B member 4-like. NCBI's taxonomy places the organism in Eukaryota, Metazoa, Arthropoda, Malacostraca, Decapoda, Palaemonidae. The transcript has a single exon. Gene Ontology annotation, cellular component: cytosol. The record is from RefSeq and is a predicted model, not a curated record. Gene Ontology annotation, molecular function: protein-folding chaperone binding. The coding region runs from base 146 to 1210 and encodes 354 amino acids.